ACCACUCGCCGGCUCUGUUUCUCUGUUCGGUAGGUCAUUCCUUUACCGAACAAAAGGGUUUUAGGGUCUUACUCAAAAUCCCACUUGGUUCAUCUGGGUUUGCUCUCUGCUCUCAGAGAUGGGGAAGGCAAAGAAAGGCCCCAAGUUCGCAGUCAUGAAGAAAGUGGUCACCAAGAAAGCAAUCAAAAACUAUAAAGAGGAAGUCUUGAAUCCGAAGAAGAAGGAUCUCAGCAAAGAAAAGCUGCCCAGAAACGUGCCAAAUGUUUCUUCGGCUCUGUUCUUUAAGUACAACACUGCUUUGGGGCCGCCUUACCGGGUUUUGGUUGAUACCAACUUCAUCAAUUUCUCUAUCCAGAAUAAGUUGGAUUUGGAGAAGGGAAUGAUGGACUGCCUAUAUGCAAAAUGCACUCCUUGCAUCACAGAUUGUGUGAUGGCAGAGCUUGAGAAGUUGGGUCAGAAAUAUCGUGUGGCUCUGAGGAUUGCAAAAGAUCCCCGUUUUGAGAGACUGUUAUGUACUCAUAAGGGAACUUAUGCUGAUGACUGUCUUGUUGAAAGAGUUACCCAGCAUAAAUGCUACAUUGUGGCAACAUGUGAUCGAGACUUGAAACGAAGGAUCCGAAAGAUCCCUGGUGUGCCAAUCAUGUACAUCACCCAACACAGGUAUUCAAUUGAGCGGUUGCCUGAAGCAACGAUUGGUGGAGCUCCAAGAUAUUGAUGGAUGAGAAUGUGAUCUUAUUCUAGCAGACUGGUUCCGCCCUGUAACUCACAUUGUAUUCUCAGACCAGCGACACGAUGGUUUAGUGGAGAUGGAUACGUAACAACUCGGGAUAAAAUGUCUUUUGAGAGUAAACAGGCCCUUUUUGGAUUUUCCUAUAUAGGAUUUUAUUGAUGUAUGCUAUUUGUCAGAGAAGAAAUGAAGUUAUACACCAGUAAUAUGGAAAAUUCUAUUUAAUGUUCAACUCUGCUAACU
Argentina anserina (silverweed cinquefoil) is the source of this 970-nucleotide messenger RNA. RefSeq lists its product as uncharacterized. Gene Ontology annotation, cellular component: nucleolus; small-subunit processome. The coding region runs from base 119 to 715 and encodes 198 amino acids. The transcript has 9 exons. The record is from RefSeq and is a predicted model, not a curated record. NCBI's taxonomy places the organism in Eukaryota, Viridiplantae, Streptophyta, Magnoliopsida, Rosales, Rosaceae.